GUUGCGUCAUGUAACUAUGGCAACGCUGCCACGUUGCUAUAGUCACGGUCGUUCCAAAUUAAGCUAGCUUAGCUUGCCUUUUCUGUUUUCGAGUAAUUACCUGUAAAAUGUCAGCAGCUCCAGCUCGUAGAGUACUGUUUGGAAGUUCACAGGACAGAAAAAUUUUCCCCUGCCAUUUCGCGCCAGACAGGCUGGGAAUACAAGAGAAACGAGAGGAAACGCCUGAUCUCGGACCUGGCUGCUAUGACAACCAUGAGUUUAACACCAUCAUUUAUAACUUACGGAAAAGACCUGAGAGUAAGAGGGGAUAUGUUCUCUCUGCCAGGACUGCUGUCCGCUUUCCACCUUUAAACAAGAAGACGAUGACCCCUUCACCUCAGCAGUACCAGCCGGAUCAAAGCCAAUCAAGAGUUUCUCCUCCUGGCAGAGCACCGUUCAUGUCAAACACACACAGAUUCAAGAAGACGUCACAUUCUGCUGAUGACAGCCCAGGCCCUGGGACGUACGCUCAGGAUUCAGUCACAAACAGGAAAGUGAGCUGGCCCAUGUGCUUUGGGAGACCGGACUGGUCCAGACUGCCUCAGCUGGAGAAGAGGGCGCUCAGGGUGAAGUUAACCAGUGACGAGGAGUUUAUUAAACACAGGAGCAGACUGGCCUAUCUGAGUAUGUACUAUUAGCUCUACAGCCGAGGCAUGGAAAUACAUCACAACACCGAAACCACAUGGAGUCAUCCAAUUUUAACUGAACC
Messenger RNA from Girardinichthys multiradiatus, 748 nucleotides. RefSeq names its product protein pitchfork-like. Lineage: Eukaryota; Metazoa; Chordata; Actinopteri; Cyprinodontiformes; Goodeidae. Gene Ontology annotation, cellular component: ciliary basal body. The coding region runs from base 108 to 677 and encodes 189 amino acids. The record is from RefSeq and is a predicted model, not a curated record. The transcript has 5 exons. Gene Ontology annotation, molecular function: cytoskeletal protein binding. Gene Ontology annotation, biological process: regulation of cell projection organization.